GCUGUUGGUGAUCGCAUAGCGCGGGCUCUCAGAGCCCGAGGGGACGAUGAUGACAUUGAUGAUCCAGAUGGAGCCCUGGAUGCGGACUCCGAUCAGUGCCGUGCUUCUGCACCGGCAGCACCGACCGAGACUUUGGAAGUACCCCCAGUAGAGCCUGCAGCCGUAAGCGAGGAGCCAGCGGGCACGGUAGCAGAUGUCGCACUUCCGGCCCCGGCCAACGACGUGCCACAGGACGGGGCCCCAGCCAACGAGGUGCCACAGGACGGGGCCCCAAUGGAGACCGAGGAUCACGAGAAGGCGAAGGCUGUGGUGCAAGAUCGGCCAGUACCCAAGGAAGACUUGGAAGCGCAACUCAGAAUUGCUGAGCUGAAGCUGGAGGCCAAGCGCUUGCAGCUUGGCUGUGCGAUGGGCAUAGAGCGGAAGCGUGCUGCAAAGCAGUUUGCUAAGAGCCUGCCACAAGGACCGAUCAGUGUGGAUUCAGAUGAUGAGGCAAAGCCUUCAUCUCCUGUCAAACCUAUUGUGUUGUUUCCGACUUCCCCGCCAAAUCCGGAUGCCUUGGAGACACAGGUCUUUGAGCUUAACACGCAGAUGGUGCAAGAUGUUUUGUCUACUUUGGACCAGCCUGUGCCAUCGCCUCCGGCCAAGACGUUUGCUGAGCAAAAGACUUUGGUCCUGAGUCCGCAGGACAGCAAGUCGCCGGUUGCACUGUCUGCAGUGCCGCCAGCCGAGACGGAGACCCCGAGUCCCAGAGGUGUGGUUGUGGCGGACAUCACGCCGCUAAAGACGUAUCCCACUCGUGAGGAGCAGCUUGAAGUUAAGGGCGCCAAGGAGGACGAAGCCCAGGCUAAGAAGGCUCAAACGGCUGUUGCAAAGGCUGCUGGAUCGAAUCGUGGGAGAGGCCGUGGCAGAGGCCGUGGUAGAGGCCGCGGCAAUGCGGCAAUUUCCACUCCGGAUGCAGACGAGGAUGAAGAUGCCGAUAAGAAGGACGACAAGGCUGGGGUCAUGGUUGCUACGGCUUCCGAGCCCUCCGUGCCGAAGAAGAAAAAAGCUUGGCGAGCCGAGAAGGAUGAGCAAGAGUCUCCGGAGACCGAGACGGGCAAGAACAAGAAGGGUGGGCGACCCAAGAAGGAUCGGCAAGAGUGUCCGGAGACCGAGACGGUGAAGACCAAAGGUGGGCGACCCAAGAAGGAUGAGCAAGAGUGUCCGGAGACCGAGACGGUGAAGACCAAAGGUGGGCGACCCAAGAAGGAUCAGCAAGAGUGUCCGGAGACCGAGACGGGCAAGAACAAAGGUGGGCGACCCAAGAAGGAUCAGCAAGAGUGUCCCGCGGAGACCGAGACGGUGAAGAGCAAAGGUGGGCGACGCAAGAAGGAUCAGUGCGAGAAUCCGGAGACCGAGACGGUGAAGCGCAAAGGCAAGAGAGCCAAAACGGGAGAUGCGGCAGCUGAUAAUGCUUCGCAGCCGAAGCCCAAGCGGCAGCCAGUGACGACCCUCAGUGGCUUUGAGUGGCCCCUUACCUUUGCUCGCCGCUACCGCCCCGAGUCCGACAACUACACCCAGAAGCUCUGGGAGGGAUGUGUUUGUGCAUUCAAGAAUGUGAUCAUGGCCCACCUACCCCCGGGCACAAAAUCGGCCGCUCAGGCCAUCGAUCUUGCCGAGCUCUUCAGUGGAUCCGCAACCCUCUCCAAGGAGUUCUACUAUGAGGGUAAGGAAGUUGUCGCUUGCGAUUUGAGAUAUGGCCGGGGCAUGGAUAUAUGCCAAUCUUCGGGAUUCGGGUGGCUUGCAUCGAAACUUAUUAGUCUGGGUUACAUAUAUCUCUGUAUGGAGCUAUGUUCAAGAAUCCCAGUCUAG
This is a messenger RNA of Symbiodinium sp. CCMP2456, 1851 nucleotides long. NCBI's taxonomy places the organism in Eukaryota, Dinophyceae, Suessiales, Symbiodiniaceae. The record is from the annotation of a GenBank genome assembly.